AUGUUAAAGAAAUUUUUCUCAAGGCAAUCUGAGGCCUCGGUCAAUCCCAAUGAAGCAGAACACAUGCUUGGUUAUGAGCAAGAUCUUAGAAAUUUUGUUUUACUUCUAGAAAGUGAGGCAAUACAAGAUGGAUACCUGAAGUUCAUUAACACAUCUAUUAAUUCAUCCUUAAAGAUGGGUACAAAGCAUCAGCCUAGAAAUCUAAUGGAGCUUAUGGAGAAUUCCACCAGCUUCGAGGGUGUAUUAAAAUUUGAAAGUGAUAAAGUCUCUCCAAUUAUUUGGACAGAACCUCUUAAUUGCUGGAGUCUAUCCGUGGCAACGCUAACAAGCAUCAUGAUUGCUCUUCCCAACGUUCAAAAUGAGAAGAAGAAUCAGUUUGUUAGAAGUGUCAUAGAAGAAGCCUUGGAAACGGAUGAAGGUAACGCGGAGUCUCAUGUGAGCGGGGAAGUGGCCGAAGAGUCAUGA
This is a messenger RNA of Fraxinus pennsylvanica, 465 nucleotides long. The record is from the annotation of a GenBank genome assembly. Lineage: Eukaryota; Viridiplantae; Streptophyta; Magnoliopsida; Lamiales; Oleaceae.